Molecule: messenger RNA, 669 nt
Organism: Dermacentor silvarum
Lineage: Eukaryota; Metazoa; Arthropoda; Arachnida; Ixodida; Ixodidae
Product: U-scoloptoxin(01)-Cw1a
Exons: 4
Coding region: 142-588 (148 amino acids)
Cellular component (GO): extracellular region
Molecular function (GO): chitin binding
Source: RefSeq, a predicted model, not a curated record
GGAUUUCAACAGCAACCUGUGCCGGCGGUGCCCCGCAUGAAAGACGAGCGAAAGUGCGCGCGCUGUUCUGAGGACGUCGUCUUGGAAUACAAUUGUUGUUCAUCGUUGUAAAGUUUGAACACCACUCCGGCAAUCAGCAUCAUGAAGGUUGCCGCCGCUGUCCUCCUCCUGGCCGCUGUGGUCGCUGCUGUUCCACGGACUCGCCGCCAGGCGGCCCCCCUUCCCGACGGCAUCGAGCUGCUGCUUGGCCGCGCCCUCCAGUCGUCCUUCCAGUGCACGCGUGACGGCUACUACGCCGACGUGGAGACCAACUGCCAGGUGUUCCACGUGUGCCGCGGUGUGACCAAGGAGAACGGCAACGUCGAGUUCGAGCACCACGCCUUCGCCUGCGGUAACCAGACCGUCUUCAACCAGGCUUCCUUCACCUGCGCCUUCCUCGACGAGGCCAUCCCGUGCAACAGCGCCAAGGACUUCUUCUACCUCAACGAGCGCCUCUUCCAGGACAAGGACACCCCAAUCCUCGGAGACGACGACGCCCAGAAGGCCGCUGAAUUCUACCCGGCCCGCGCUGCCGCCGCCAAGGCCUAAGCAAUGGCAUGGGCGAAGGAAUGCGUGACGAAUGAAUGUGAGUGCGUGUACAGAGAACGUAUUAAAUAAGAUCGACCAGUA